UCAGACUCAAUCUACGUACCAAGACCAGUAUCGUAUGGCCUCCAAGAUCCUGGUAUUCAUGCGCCGUUCUUCAUUUUCAACGAACCCCCUGCAUCAGCAGCCCAGGAUCUCGAAAAUCUCAACAACUUUUAUGUGCUGAACAACCUGCACGAGUUGCACUGCGUGCACAUGAUCCGCAUGAGAUACAACUCUCUGGUCUACGACGCAGAGAACACGCAACCCCUUGCCGAUACACCCAUCGACAGAGAUUGGAUCGACCACUUGGAACACUGCUUUGAGUAUCUUCGGCUGAGCAUUACGUGUGGCGAUUUCAUGACACUAGAGAGUGACUCGCCACCAGGAAGUCCAAGGGAGUACUGGGAGGAUGGGCUGAGUUGGGGCGUGGUGCACAGCUGCAUAGAUUGGGAUGGUUUGAUGGAAUUUCAGGAGCAUCAGGUUGCUCAAUACAACCAAACAUGGAAGGCUUAA
Molecule: messenger RNA, 468 nt
Organism: Cryphonectria parasitica EP155
Lineage: Eukaryota; Fungi; Ascomycota; Sordariomycetes; Diaporthales; Cryphonectriaceae
Exons: 1
Biological process (GO): mycotoxin biosynthetic process
Source: RefSeq, a predicted model, not a curated record